GCAGCCAUUGCUUUGCCAAACCUAAGCUGAAGUGCAGCCUCUUGGACACACCCUUCUCCACUUAGUGCAAGAGCUCUGUAGCCCCACAGCGGUUCUAACGCCUAAAUCAUUGAAGAGGCCCAAAAUGCAGAUGCCCCGGGACCCGUUCCCCACUGACUGGAGCCCACCACCUGUAGAGUUCCUAAAAAAGAGCAAGAAGGUCCCUCAGCUCUGCAGGAGAUCACUUGAGGACUUAGAGAAGGAGCCCCCAGGUUCAGACCAGAAAGUAGAGCUGACCUCACUGGAGGAGCUCUUCUGGAACAUGGCAGGUCCAAGCCAACAGACUGUGACCUCAGAGAUUUCCUCUCGGGGUUCAGAGUGCUAUGUCAACAACUUAGAUUACUUACUGCAGGAGAAGAGAGAACAGGCCCUGGAGCAGGAAUGGGAGCAGCUGUUGCAGCAAGAGCAUCCCACACUCGGCUCUACUGAAUGUGAUGAAGAAGACAGAGAAGCAGCGCUCACACCUGAGCACAGGAUGCUGGUGGAGAAGUUCUCCGUGUCCCUGCAGGUCAUUUCACCAGUGCAUCCAGGGGAAACUGUCUUCUUGCCUAGACGUCACCCUUUGCCUUGCAUUUUGGACUCCUCUAGUCUAAAGCCACACAGCCAACUGGAAGAGCUAUUCCUCAGGUCCCCACUGCCCCAGCAGCUCUCCUUCCUGCACCAGGGCCUCCUGAGCAACCUCUACCUGCAUGUGUCCGAUUGCCCUCUGCCUCUGCUCCAGUGGCUGUUCCAGUUGUUAACAUGGCCUCCAGAAACAUCUUCAAGAGCUUUUGGUCUCCUCUGGGAUCUCAGCAUAGAUGGGCUAUUCCGUCAGCCUGAGGAAGACAUGCGCUUGUGGUGUCCCUCACUGCAAGAGGUCAAGGAGGUGUUUCGCAGCCUGGGAGCCUACAACCCUGCCCUGUACCCACAAGGCCCCUUCCAGCACAGCCCAAGAGUGCUUGAGAGUGAGGCCAGCCUGGGCUGCUGGGAACCACAGGAUCCUCCUCAGGAAGUGGCCUUGGACAUUAAGCUGAGCUAUAUCUACAGGUUUCUGAUCCUGUGUUUCCUAGUCCAGCCAAAGUCCUACACUGACGCCAGCAUCUUAGGCCUGAUGGAGCUGCUGUGUCGCGCAGGCCUGGAUGUCGGGCUGCGCCUGCUGCCCAAGGCCGACCUCCAGCAACUCCUGCUCCUGCUGCUGGAGAACAUCCAAGAGUGGCCCGGCAAGCUCCAGCCCCUGUGUUGUGCCCUCAGCUGGGUGUCGGACCACCACCACAACCUGUUGGCCCUCGUGCAGUUCUUUCUGGAUGUGACCCCUCGGGGCAGGCAGCUUAGAAGCCAGCUGAGCCUCAUGGUUAUUGCCCGGAUGCUGGGUCAGCAAGAGGCACUUCCUCUCUGGGGAGAGAAGACACAGCUAGCCUUGCUCAGCCAGCUCCUCAGCCUCAUGAGGCCAUCAUCACUCAGGCAGUGUCUGGGUGCUGAGACCUUUCCAUCCUGUCCGGAGCAACAGCCAAAGGCCAAGACUGAGCUGGACCACAAGGUCUGCUAUCUGUGCCAUAGCCUCCUGACACUGGCUGGGGUGGUGGUCAGCAGCCAGGAUAUUACUCCAGAUCAAUGGGGUGAACUGCAGCUGUUGUGCAUGCAGUUGGACCGCCAUAUCAGCACCCAUAUCCGGGAGAGCCCCCAGGCCAUGUACCGGACCAAACUCAAGGACCUAGCUACCCAGACCUACAUCCGCUGGCAGGACCUGCUGACCCACUGUCAGCCCCAGGGUCAGUACUUCAGCCCUUGGAAAGACAUUUAAAGGGGUAAAGGUCAAGCGGUCCAAGGCUCUGGACUCCAGCAGGACGGCAAAGAAUGGAAGCCAGAGGAGGCCAAGCCUGGUGAAGCUAGGCUCCCGCC
This is a messenger RNA of Acomys russatus (golden spiny mouse), 1917 nucleotides long. RefSeq names its product family with sequence similarity 178 member B (gene Fam178b). The transcript is spliced from 15 exons. Lineage: Eukaryota; Metazoa; Chordata; Mammalia; Rodentia; Muridae. The record is from RefSeq and is a predicted model, not a curated record. The coding region runs from base 125 to 1819 and encodes 564 amino acids.